AUGCAGUUUCUCCUGGCGCUCGUGACGUCGACAUGGAUGGCGUUCUUUGCGUCGCCUCCAUUCGUCUCAAGUGCUAAGAUUGAUCCAAAGGAUAAAGGUGAGCCAUUAUUUCCCAAGGGACAUCCUAAUAUCACGUACUUGACCGACGAGAAUUGGGAUCAACAUAUGAAGAAUAAAUCGGAUAAACCGUGGCUUGUGAAUUUUUAUCAUCCCUUUUGUCCACAUUGUAAAUUCUUUGCACCUGCUUACGUGAAUCUUGCAGCGUAUUACACGGAAAAGGGUAAUUUAUAUCUCGGUGCAGUGAGUUGUAUGGACCAUGUAAAAUGUCGUCGCGUGGAGAUUACGGGCUUUCCAACGCUCAUGGCAAUUAAUUUUGACAAAAGGUAUCCAAAUAUGGAAAACAAGCGAAUUGUUGGUACUUAUACAGUGAUAGAGAUCAAGGAGUACGUAAACAGUGUGUUUGCUGAAGCAGAUUUUAAUGAGACAGGUACGUGGCCACCAGGUUACAUUCCUCCACAGAACAAGACAAAGGAAAAGGAGGAUGCUGCGGCGAUUGAUGAUGCAUCAAGGCCACCUCUCUGGGAAGAAUCGACGCUACCAAUGAAUCAGACUACACGUAUUCAAGAUGCAGCUUCUGCCUUUGUUUUUGGACUGAAACAAGGUGCAUUUAUGGCAAGUGAUGUCAUGGAUGAUGAGGAAUUUGAUGCUCUCAAGGGGUGGUUAAAAAUGGUGUCAAAGACAUUUCCUGGUGCAAUUAAUCGUAAAUUGAUCACAUCGCUGUACGAGAAGGUGAAGGUCAAGGAGUUGCUGGACUUUGAUACGUGGGAUGCAAUUGUCAAGGCAUGGCAGAAGGGAUCUGUUGCCGCUUUUAAAGCUGAGGAAGCUCGGUAUGAUUAUACGGGAGUUGACGUUCCCGAGUGGCAGAGGUUGAAUGAUUUGUUUACCGGACAAGGCGCAACGUAUCGUGCAUGUGCGCUGUACACGUGUGGCCAGUGGACCAUGUUUCACAUGCUGACUUUGAACCCGCCUGAGACAGGAGCACGAACAGGCGAACUCAUGGUAUCAGUGGCGGCAUCAAUCCGUCGUUUCGUGAAGCACUUUUUUGGUUGUGUUGACUGUCGCGAUCAUUUUUUGAAGGAGAACACCGUGGCGGUUGUGAAGAAGAUUAAAGAUACUGAGGACAAGCCGCUGGCGCUGCGUCGUUGGCUAUGGGAGCAGCACAAUUCUGUGAACAAACGCCUUAAUCACCCGCUGUGGCCAAAGCCUGAGAUUUGCCCGACAUGCGGCACUGAAGGUCGUUGGGAGAUGGUGGAAGUGGACAAGUGGCUAAGCCACACUUUUGGGUAUCGUGAUGUUGUUGUGCCUUUGGUGAAGGGUGCAGAGCAGGCUGUAGAUGCUGUUCCUCCAGUGGUAGCCUUGCGUUACGAAGCUGAAGAAGAGGCAGAGGCUCCUUCGAUCGCUCAAGCAUCAAAAACAGAAGCCAAGGAGACUGCUGCCGUGGAAGAGUCGAAGUUGAAGACAGAAGUCAAGGAGACUGCUGCCCCGGAAGAGUCGAAGUUGAAGACAGAAGCCAAGGAGACUGCUGCCACGAAAGAGUCGAAGUUGACGACAAAAGUGCCCGUUUUACUAGAGCCUAAGGGAGGUGAUGCAUACCGUCCUAAGGAUGCAGAGCUUGGUAUCAAGAAUGCAGCCAACACGAAGGAGCUUGUUGUGAACAUGAAGCAUGAGCUAGAGGACGGUUUGCAGGGCAUCACAGCACCCCCCGUUACACUAUUUGCGUGGUACAUUCUUCCUGUCGCAGCCGUGGGCGGCUACUUGCUCUUUGUGCGCUACCGUGCCACGAAGCAGAAGGCAUUCCGUCAGGUUCAGCGUAAGUGA
Messenger RNA from Peronospora belbahrii, 1878 nucleotides. Lineage: Eukaryota; Oomycota; Peronosporomycetes; Peronosporales; Peronosporaceae. The record is from the annotation of a GenBank genome assembly.